ACAUAAACACACCACCCACCUCACUCACACCGCCCGCCAUCUUCUUCUAGCUAACAACCGGCCCAAAAUAAAACAUUGUGUUAAAACGCUCAGCGCAGCUCUAUCGAUAAUACUCGGGUUGUUUUAGCUACCUUAUAACGUUACUGAACAAUGAGUGACAUUGAGGAUGGACACUAUAAAGGCCGGGGGUCACGCUCCCCAUCUAAAUCGGAUCGGGGGAGUCCAGCUCGGGUCAAGUCGGAGAGCAGGUCCGGCUCCGCGAGCCCAGCCCGGGCCGCCAAACGCUCUGAGUCCAGAUCCCGCUCUCGGUCCAAAUCUAGGUCUCGUUCUAGGCGGCGCUCAAACCGCCGCUAUAGCCGCUCACGCUCUCGGUCCUAUUCCCACCGGAGGAAGUCCCGCUCUCGUUCCUACAGUCCCGAGUACCGCCGCAAGAAGAGCCCGAGCACUUCGCCUAUGUCGAGCCGGCGCCGUCACAGUCACACUGGCAGCAGACAGAGCCAAGACUUCACUAAAGAAGCACACGGUCACGGCGGAGGAGAUGCUGAUGUCAGGGCGAACCCCGACCCCAGCACAUGUCUGGGGGUGUUUGGCUUGAGCCUGUACACUACAGAGCGUGACCUGAGGGAGGUGUUUUCGCGCUACGGACCUCUGGCGGGGGUCAACGUGGUGUACGACCAGCGCACGGGUCGCUCCCGUGGUUUCUCCUUUGUUUACUUCGAGAGGAUUGAGGAUUCCAAAGAGGCAAUGGAGCGAGCCAAUGGCAUGGAGCUGGACGGGAGGCGCAUCAGGGUGGACUAUUCCAUCACUAAACGUGCUCAUACCCCCACACCAGGAAUCUACAUGGGAAGACCAACUCACAAUGGUGGCGGUGGUGGUGGAGGAGGAGGAGGAGGAGGAGGCGGCGGCGGUGGUGGUGGUGGCGGCGGCGGCGGAGGUGGCGGAAGCAGCAGCAGGAGGGGAGGGAGAGACUCGCAUUACGACCGUGGCUAUGAGCGCUACGACAGAUAUGACGAGUAUGACUAUAGGUACAGUCGCCGGCGCUCUCCAUCGCCCUACUACAGUCGAUACAGGUCUCGCUCACGGUCUCGCUCCUACAGCCCACGGCGAUACUAAGUUUUCUUCUUUCAACGUUCAGCUUCCCUCCAAUAAUUGAUGUGUGUGACUCAUCAAGGUGUUUCUGAGGGGAACAUUUUGAAUUAGCAUGUCUAUAUCAACAGAACUCUUACAUUUGAGUUGGUUCUUGUUUACAUGCAAUAGGUGUCUUGAUUUUUUAGACGUUUUUGAUGCAUCCAUGUUGUGUGAGCAAAGAACUUCAUCAUUGUUACUCGCAUCCUUCCUUCCCUCUUCAUUUUCUGCAGCAAAGAUACCUUUUUUUCCUGUUAAGCGAUGGCUAAAUGAGAUUUAUUGCACUGUUAACGUGGUCCUUGUCACGAUGGGGGAAAGUAAAUAAUGGUGCCACUUAAUUUUACAACCUGUGGGCUAUUAAUUAAAUGUAACAAUCCACUCUGUGUGUGUGUGUGUUCAGUAAAGAUCACAGAUUGAUGUCAAUGUUACCAAGAGCUAACUGAGUUUAUUGGUAAGUAGCAGGUAAAUCCUGCUGUUAAAUGGAGUGACAGUGGUUCUCUGCUCACAUUCAUUUUUCUUUUUUCUUUUUUUAGUCAAGUCAUCAUUGAGUUUCUCUAGAGUUUUAUCAUGUCUUGCAUUUUUUUUAUUGUUGUUUCUUUGUAUGGAAAUACAAAUAUAUGAAAACUCCAAAA
Sebastes umbrosus (honeycomb rockfish) is the source of this 1757-nucleotide messenger RNA. RefSeq names its product transformer 2 alpha homolog (gene tra2a). Gene Ontology annotation, cellular component: spliceosomal complex. The record is from RefSeq and is a predicted model, not a curated record. Lineage: Eukaryota; Metazoa; Chordata; Actinopteri; Perciformes; Sebastidae. The coding region runs from base 151 to 1113 and encodes 320 amino acids. Gene Ontology annotation, molecular function: RNA binding. Gene Ontology annotation, biological process: positive regulation of mRNA splicing, via spliceosome. The transcript has 9 exons.